This is a messenger RNA of Mollisia scopiformis, 699 nucleotides long. RefSeq lists its product as uncharacterized. The record is from RefSeq and is a predicted model, not a curated record. Gene Ontology annotation, biological process: formation of translation preinitiation complex. NCBI's taxonomy places the organism in Eukaryota, Fungi, Ascomycota, Leotiomycetes, Helotiales, Mollisiaceae. The transcript is spliced from 3 exons. Bases 49 to 699 code for a protein of 216 amino acids. Gene Ontology annotation, molecular function: RNA binding.
AGCCUACACAACACCUCUCGACAUCAAAUACCCCAUCCAAUCCUCAAGAUGUUCAAGAAAGACAUAUCCCCCGGCUCAAAAUCCAAAGUAAAAUCCUCCGUCCAACGCGCAAUCCGCACUCAACUCGUACAAACAUACCCCCUCCUCGCCCCGCACAUCGACGAAAUAAUACCCAAGAAAGAGCAAUUAGAUGCCAUGAAGAUCCCAGAACGAGUAACACUCUACCUCAUCGGCCUAACCCCUCUCUUCUACCAACACAUGACCGACGCCCUACUCCCACACCUCAAACUCGUACAUCGAUUCCCGACCUGUUUCCCCUCUCUCCGCAUCGACCGCGGCGCGAUCCGGUUCGUGCUCUCGGGCGCGACGCUCAUGGCGCCGGGUCUCACGUCUACGGGUGGACGGCUACCGACGGGAGCUGAUACCGAGAAAGGAGGGUACGGAGAGCUGGGCGGGAAGGGAGAGGAGGGAAAAUUGUAUUGGGAUGGAGAGGGGGAGAGGGAGGGCGAGGGCUGGUAUGGAGGCAGGGAGUUGGAGAAGGGGGAGCCGGUUGUGGUGUGUGCGGAGGGGAAGUUGGAGGCGUGUGCGGUGGGGUUGUUGAGUAUGGGGACGAAGGAGUGUAAGGAGAAGGGGAAGGGGCCGGUUGUGGAGGAGGGGCAUUAUUUGGGGGAUGGGUUGUGGAGGUUGGUUACUGAGUAG